AUGGUCAUGUUGACCCAUCUUCUCCGUUCGCUCGCCCAGGGCCAAGAUGGUUCCCUUGCCCGUCGUUGGGAGUUCCAGGAAUGGGAUCCCCUUGAGGGUACGGACCGCUCACUCUUUAUUGCCAUUGGCACGGUGGCCUUGCUCUCUUUGAUCUCAACGCUGUCCCUACUGUCUUUCCUUACCUACCGUUUCAUCUACUGGAAGCGCUAUUACAAACACCCAUUGGCCCAGAACCAAUAUGUCGUCCUCAUUUACAACCUCCUGCUGGUUGACAUGCAGCAGUCCAUCGCCUUCUUGUUGUCCCUCUACUGGGUCUCGAAGGGAAGCGUUCAUUUUGGUGAGACAGCCUGCUACCUACAAGGAUGGUGGAUUCAGACAGGAGACCCCGGCAGCGGUCUGUUCGUGCUGUCUAUUGCUCUCCACACCAGCGCCGUCGUACUUCGUGGUCGCCAGCUCCCCUAUCACAUGUUUGUCUACGUUGUCAUCGGAAUCUGGAUGUUCAUUCUAGUCAUCGGCUUCAUUCCCGUGGGACUAUGGGGAUCAAAGGCCUUCGUCAUCUCAGAGGCCGGUUGGUGUUGGCUGAGCCCAACCCAUGAAGAUGAACGUCUCUGGGGCCACUACUUCUGGAUCUUCCUCUCCGAGUUUGGCACAGUCGUUCUUUACGCCAUAAUGUUCUUCUGGCUCCGUCGCCGUAUGAGGCAGGCCAAGAUGCUGCGUCGCGGCCAGCAAGAGAGCCUCCAACGCCUCAACCGUGUUGUCGUCUACAUGGUUAUCUAUCCCGUUGUGUAUCUUUGCUUGUCGCUGCCGCUGUCAGCGGGUCGUAUGUCAACUAUGCGGGGCGUGCCUCCCAGCAGGACCUACUUCGGUGUCGCUGGCUGCCUGAUGGCGUUCUCGGGGUUUGUCGAUGUGUCCGUAUACACACUAACUCGUCGCCACCUGUUGAUCGACACCGAGCACAGUACCACCGACCCUAACUACGACAACAACACCGACUCCCGCUACCAAACACAGAUCAGUGCCCACCCCAAGUCCCGUAAGGGAUUCGGCCUCACCUCUCGCUUGAAUACGCGAUUCCGUCAGAAUCCUAAGACCGUCGACAUGGACGACACACAAAGCCCUCUGGGCGGCUCCACGGAGAACAUUGUUCCUAACAAGGAUGUUGAACUCCAAAACUUCCACGGCGUGUAUCAACAAACAACCAUUGAGAUUUUGCACGAGCCCGCCACUUCGGCAGAGUCGGUCGCGCAUCCCGAGCGCAGGGGUUCAUGA
Penicillium lagena is the source of this 1269-nucleotide messenger RNA. RefSeq names its product protein gprD (gene gprD). The transcript is spliced from 2 exons. The record is from RefSeq and is a predicted model, not a curated record. NCBI's taxonomy places the organism in Eukaryota, Fungi, Ascomycota, Eurotiomycetes, Eurotiales, Aspergillaceae. The coding region runs from base 1 to 1269 and encodes 422 amino acids. Gene Ontology annotation, molecular function: G protein-coupled receptor activity. Gene Ontology annotation, cellular component: plasma membrane. Gene Ontology annotation, biological process: adenylate cyclase-activating G protein-coupled receptor signaling pathway.